AUGUCCAAUCGCGCCUCCUCGGCGUCAUUCCGAGUAGGACCUCCUUCACCCUCAUCUCCUGCCGCUUUUUCUCUCAAGGAGAAUUCUCUUACGGCAUCUCCCCCCGGUCAGAUUCCACAGACCCCGACAUCCCCUCCGUUGAUGUCGGGAAGCGCUUCGAACAAUGCCUCCAGUUUCGCAUCCUUGCAAGCAUCUCCUAGUCAGGCGACAUCCCAACCUGCGAACCUCUCCUCCCCUCCUUCCUCUACGCCUAUGUCUACCCAGGCCUCCCAGCAGCCGACAGCAGGCAUGACGAAUUCGUUCCCAACUCCAGCCAGCAGCGUGGAUCCCGACCAUAUAGACAAGUCCUUCGGGGCCAGUGUGUCGGAAAUCGGAGCCCCCUCCGCUGCUAGUACCAGUGCGGCGCCCAGUCAACAGUCAGAACACAGACGGACUGAUCACGAUCGGAAUUUUGAAGGAUCACAGGCAACAACAGGAGUUCGCGAUUUGGCGAAUAUGGCCAGCUCUACGCAGGCUCAUCAUGGCGAUGCCAUGGACAUUGAUACAGAUAACCCUAACUGGCCCAGCUUAGACUCACUGCAGAGAGAUUUCUCAUCGGCCUUCCAUCUUUGCAAAAGCUCCCAUAUUGCGACUGGACCAGACCCUACACUAGACCUUAUCUCGCUGUACGGGUUAGGACCUGUGGCGAAAUCGGUUGCAAGAAUGGACCCGGUCACGGGCGAGAAGAUCAAUAGGCUUCGGAAGUCAUACGAGGGUAAACUGAAGGGCCUAGGUCUUGCAGGAAGGAACAAACCGGUGAAAAUCGAUUCUACUACUGCUGGUGGACUCAGGCACAUGACGAUGUGGCCGGAAGAAGAAUGGCAAAACCAAAAAGUUUACGGCAAAGAAAUUAAAGUGGCAGAUAUUGAUUCAGCGUUAUACAAUCUCCAAAUGAAGGCCAUGAAAAUGGAAUCGGGGACGGUACCGAACAACGAUUAUUGGGAAGACGUCUUGGGUCAUGAAAAGCCAGCGAAACAUGUCAGCAAUGGAGAAGUCGCCAAAAAAGUUGCUGCUGCCCCGAAUGGUGUACGGGUACCUACUCAAACGAACGGUUCUUCUGCACCCACAGACCAAGAGCGAUCACGGCCCAGCCGUGGGCGGAAGAGGCAUUAUGACGACAACAGUUUUGUUGGCUAUGGUGAAGGCUACGCCGAUGAUGACGAUGAUGGCGCAUACUAUUCAAACGGCGAAGGAGUUGGGAAGAAAAAGCGAAAGAAGGAUCAUGUCUCGAAGAUAUCUACGCCUCUCCCAGAGAGAGGCGGUAGCUAUGGAGUGGGGAUGUUUGGAAUUGGAGCUAGGUGA
Molecule: messenger RNA, 1341 nt
Organism: Aspergillus ochraceoroseus IBT 24754
Lineage: Eukaryota; Fungi; Ascomycota; Eurotiomycetes; Eurotiales; Aspergillaceae
Exons: 3
Coding region: 1-1341 (446 amino acids)
Biological process (GO): regulation of transcription by RNA polymerase II
Cellular component (GO): mediator complex
Molecular function (GO): transcription coregulator activity
Source: RefSeq, a predicted model, not a curated record